Messenger RNA from Erigeron canadensis, 752 nucleotides. RefSeq names its product phosphatidylinositol N-acetylglucosaminyltransferase subunit P-like. The transcript is spliced from 4 exons. The coding region runs from base 83 to 586 and encodes 167 amino acids. Lineage: Eukaryota; Viridiplantae; Streptophyta; Magnoliopsida; Asterales; Asteraceae. The record is from RefSeq and is a predicted model, not a curated record.
GUAAAAAAGUUUAGACAUUUUGCUUGGAGUGAUGAAUAUUUCAUCUUGUGACACUAGAUGUGAUUGCUAGAUACUAAAGGUGAUGGAAGAUCAGCGUUCUUUCAAUAGCCCUAGAAGGACCCUUAGUUAUUCUAGAAACAGGGGAGCAACUUUCUCUGUAUUUGAAGCGGACAACAAGGCUUCUGGUGUCGGUGUUUCGGGAGAGCAUGGCCCUAACCCUUCUGAAGUUUAUGGAUUUGUAGGAGCCAUUUCAACAGUUGUUGCUACAGUUAUUUUCAUGAUAUGGGCAUACGUUCCUGAUCCUUGGUUGCAUUCUAUUGGGAUCUUCUACUAUCCUAGCAAGUAUUGGGCACUGGCGCUUCCAGCUUACACCAUUGUGACAGCUGCAACUACCUUUCUAUUCUACAUUGGCCUCAACUUUAUGGCAACUCCACCCCCAACAUCCCUGAACUCGAUAUAUGAUGAAAACAGCAAAGAUCUUGUGUGCUUUGAUGCCGCGUUAGACGAAGAUGACAGACCCAUUGAACCUUACUCUGAUAUUGGAAUCAACCAGAUCAAUGAGCUAAUGUUCAAAGAUUGGAAAUAAUAUUUACCUCUCAGAUAUUCUGGUUGUUGGUAGAAGUAUUCAAUUGCAUAGUGGUAUAUCUUGGAGCACGUAUAUAUCAUUCGAUGCUAUUUAAGUUUUUUAAGUCUUUUGUGAUUGGCCUUGUUAUAAAUUUGGUCUGUUAACCUGUUGUCAUGGUAUGAUGCCA